AUGCGAAAGGCAUCAAUAACGUCUUCUAUAGCUAUUCCGAAAAGAAGAAAACAAGCUGCCCGCAAGAGAAAGUCUCAUACACCAACUGUGACUAAAGGUUCAGACUCUGUGACUAAACUGGACAUUCGGAUUGAACAAGACCAACUUGUUCGUAAUGAGGAAGAGAAUGUUCACAAUGAAGAGUCUCCUAUUCAUAACGAAGGAAAAACUAUGAACCCAGAGGCUUCCUCUUUUGAAGCUUUAUUCAAAUCAACAGUUGAAUCUUUACUUAAGCGUAUCAUGAAGGAUCAUACAUAUAAUGAUGCGAAGAUGAACAGGGUUGUGUCUGACUCUGCUGAAGUAUGCAAAACCAUGACCGAAAAAUGUGAUAAACUAAUUUCAGACACCACAAAUUUUAUGGAAAAAUACCAAACCACUCACAACAACAGUAUUGUCUCCACAAAUACAACACUAAAGAAUUUGGGUUCCUUGCUUAAAGAUGAGAAGGAUAAUUGGCAAGAUCAUUGCACCAGCUUACAGAAGGCUCACGAAUAG
Messenger RNA from Lactuca saligna, 534 nucleotides. NCBI's taxonomy places the organism in Eukaryota, Viridiplantae, Streptophyta, Magnoliopsida, Asterales, Asteraceae. The record is from the annotation of a GenBank genome assembly.